Messenger RNA from Tachysurus vachellii, 1266 nucleotides. RefSeq names its product GS homeobox 2 (gene gsx2). Gene Ontology annotation, molecular function: DNA-binding transcription factor activity, RNA polymerase II-specific; sequence-specific double-stranded DNA binding. Lineage: Eukaryota; Metazoa; Chordata; Actinopteri; Siluriformes; Bagridae. Gene Ontology annotation, biological process: regulation of DNA-templated transcription. Gene Ontology annotation, cellular component: nucleus. The record is from RefSeq and is a predicted model, not a curated record. The transcript has 2 exons. The coding region runs from base 121 to 819 and encodes 232 amino acids.
UUUGUUGAACCAUCAAACAUAAGCUCCUUCUCGGCUCCCGAGGGCUUCAGAAGACAGCAAAGAGCACUGAAUAUUCCACACACCGGCUGUAAUCCUGGUUUGGCAUCGUUACAAGAAGCCAUGUCCAGGUCAUUCUAUGUCGACUCACUCAUUAUCAAGGACUCGGUCAGCCCCACGCCUCAGCACACGGCGCAGGACUUCUUCAUCCCUAUCGGCAUGCACGCGCCGGGUGUGAUGGGUGUCCCUGCGGCGGCAUGUCCGUCCCGGAAAAGCGGAGCCUUCUGCGUCUGUCCGCUGUGCGUCGCCACGCAUGUGCACUCGCCCCGGGCUGGGCUGCCUUUGCUGAAGGCUCCAGGAUACCCGAGCGGAGAUGCACCAUACUGCCAACGGCUUGCACAGCAUCACAACUCCGCGCCCGUCUGCACGCCCCCCGCCUACAGCGUCACUGACCCACGGAGAUACCACUGCCUCUCCAUAGGUGCAUCGGAUAACGGGCACGUUCAGAACGGAAAGCGCAUGCGCACGGCCUUCACCAGCACGCAGCUUCUCGAGCUCGAGCGCGAGUUCUCCUCUAACAUGUACCUGUCGCGCCUGCGCAGGAUCGAGAUCGCAACGUACCUCAAUCUGUCAGAGAAACAGGUGAAGAUAUGGUUCCAAAACCGGCGCGUCAAGCACAAGAAGGAGGGCAAAGGCGCACAGAGGAGCGCGCACGCGGGGUGCAAGUGCUCCGGAAACCAUGCACCGUACCCGCGAUCAGAGGACGAAGAGUCCCUUUCACCCGCUUCAGCCACGGAGGAGAAAGAGGGUUCGCCCAUUUAACAAAUAAGAGGCACAUAAGGACUCGAUCUAGGACUAUUCACUCUAACUAGCACUUAGACUUCCGUAUGCACGGAUCCUUGGACGUCUCCUAAAACAAGUAGAUUCAGUAAAUUGGAGGUUUAUGCUCUUAUUUUCUCUGCUCAUCACUCUUUCUAUAAUAAUAAUAAUAAUAAUAAUAAUAAUAAUAAUAAUAAUAAUAAUAAUAAUAAUAAUGCAAACUCCCUGGUGUUGCAUUUACUGCAUUUACACCUAUGUGACUGAAUCACAUCUUUUUUCUAUUCAUGUCCAUCUGAACUUAAACACUGUAGGUGUGCUUUAACCCUGAGGAUUUUGCUGUUUGGUGUUACAUCAAAAGUGACGUCUUCGGAUUUGCUGGUGUGUCUUUUUUACCUAAUACAAGCUUGCAGUCCGUAAACAUUGAAAUGUGCUUGAAAUGUCUGGCCCAUU